Sinocyclocheilus grahami is the source of this 4279-nucleotide messenger RNA. RefSeq names its product immunoglobulin superfamily member 3. The record is from RefSeq and is a predicted model, not a curated record. Gene Ontology annotation, cellular component: membrane. The transcript has 11 exons. The coding region runs from base 1 to 3510 and encodes 1169 amino acids. NCBI's taxonomy places the organism in Eukaryota, Metazoa, Chordata, Actinopteri, Cypriniformes, Cyprinidae.
AUGCUCUCCAGCCAGACUUUUCAACACACUCAUCUGUCGGUCACCUGGUUUCUUCAUGGUGAAGAGGAUGAAAUCCCCCGGCCAAUCAUUACUCUGGACAAAGAUCUGACUGUAAAGCCAGGAGCUGGAUUUGAGGAUGGCUAUCGUGCUGGUCUUAUCAGCAUGGAUAAGGUGGAGGACACAACCUACAGACUGAAGAUGCCUCAAGUGCAGCAGUCAGACCAGGGGAAGUUCUUCUGCAAAGCCAUUGAGUGGAUCCAAGACCCAGACCGUUCCUGGACACAGAUUGCCCACAAAACCACCACAACAUGCAAUGUGGAGAUCAAACGAAUCGUGGCCCCUGAUGCAGGCUCGUUCAGUGUUCAUCUGAAGGCUUCAAAGGGGCCACUACAGGAGGGAGACGCACUGGACAUCCGCUGCAGUGUGAAUGCACAGAACCUUCCUGGUCAUUUCUUCUCGGUGACUUGGCUGAAGAACCAGCAGAAAGUGGGCCAGAUUGGAUCUUCUGGGGUGCUCACUAUGUUUGACAGUUACAAAGAGCGAGAGAAUGCAGCAGAGAUGAGAGCAGUGAAAACCAGUCACACGGACUACCUGCUGACCAUCCGUUCGGCUCGGUCUGAGGACCAGGGCCUAUACCAGUGUGAAGUAUGGCAGGAAAACAUGAAUGAAGAUGGCACCUUCAAAAAAAUACAAAAACAAAUGUCCAGUCAAGAGACUGUGAGCAUCACGGCUAAAGAGAGUGAUCUUGCGGUGGUCAUGGAGAUGAAGGACGUGGUGACUGAGGGAGAUGCACUACGGGUCUCCUGCUCAGUGUCGGGAUUCAAAGGUCCUUUAUCAGUGUCAUGGCAACACAAGAAAGACUCGGGGGCUUCCUUCAGUGAUGUCAUUAGUCUGACCCAUGAGGGAGUGAUGAGAAAUGUUGGGGCAAGGUAUCAGAGCAGAAAUGUUCAAACAUUUCAUUCUCCAGCUGGAAACUUUAUUCUAGAGCUUGGUGCAUCUGCAACAUCUGACAGCGGCGAAUAUAAGUGCAUUGUGUCUGAAUGGACAGUACAGAGCAAUGGCGAGAUGAAGAAAGCUAACACCAAAUCUCAGCAAAAAGCCAUAAUAGUUAAUUCUGUUGAAUCUCUAAUGAAGGUGAGCUUGAAAAGUCGUACAACAAAUGUGCCAAUAGAUUCUCCAGUAGAACUGCUAUGCACAGUCAGAGGGCCUAAAGUGUCUUUGGCUGUACGCUGGAUGUUUCAGCCCCGAAAUUCAACUGUUCAAACAAAUAUUUGGGUCUAUCAAUAUGGAAACAGAAAGGAGAACAGGAAACUAAGCCAUGGUUCAGCCAGCAAGAUGAGCCUGUACUCACCCACUUCUCGUCUGGAAACCACUGUCAACACUGAUGCUAAGCUUGAAUGCUCAGUCACGAGGACAACCACAGAUACCUCUCGUUUCACGAUAACAUGGAUGUUUGGGUCCCAGAUGCUGUUAACUAUGGACCUAGAUGCUGUUGUCAAGUUUGGCCCUGCAGCCGGCUUAGAGAUGGACCAGAGGAUCCGUGUGGAAAUAAGACAGAAACAGGACUUCCAGCUGAUUAUUCAACAGGUCAGAACAUCUGACAGUGGGCAAUAUCAUUGUGAGGUGGAAGAGUGGCUUCAGGAUCCUCUUGGUGACUGGUAUUCCCUAGAGAAAAUGUCUGUUUCCACAGAGCUGGUUGUCAAAGAGAAAGCCAGUGAUUUCAAAAUGAAUAAAGCUAACACUCAGCUGAAGGUUGAAGAGGGAAAGCAGCUAAUGUUGAAAUGCUCAGUGGAGGGUAUUGGGUCUGAUUCCACUCUUCGUUACUCUCUUACCUGGAUGUUUAACCAAUAUGAAUCCUCCAGUGUGGCACUUCUGACCUAUAGCCAUGAUGCCCGUCUGAAGUACAACAGCUUUGACUCAGAGCUUGAGGGACGACUCCACUUCUCCACCCCAGAAGUGGGUGUCUUUCACUUGACUAUCCAUAGAUCCAUCCAGGAAGACAGGGGGUGCUACUACUGUCAAGUUCAACAGUACCAGCUGGACUGUAAAGGCCAAUGGUCACCUAAGGCAGGCGACAAGUCAGGUUUUACCAAUGUUACUGUUCAGCUUAUAGAGAACAAUCUGCACGUUCAGAAGGAGGAACAAAGCCUGAACAUUAGCAAUCUACAAGCGGGGUUCACCAUUGACUGUGUCAUUGAAUCACGGUCCAGUGAUGCAUCUGUGUUUGAGGUGACUUGGUCCAGGGAUCAGAGAAAUGAAGGAUCUGUCAUCAUCUUCAAUGCCAGCCGUGAUGGUACCUUACACAGUGCUAUCGAUAAUAAAGAUCUGGUGUUUGGACACCCAAGUGCCAUGCACUAUAAGCUGACAGUGCCAAACGUCAACCCCAGUGAUACUGGCCUUUACCACUGUCAGGUUGUUGAAUGGAUUCAGACAGCUGCAAACAAGUGGAGAAAGAUAGGUGAAGAAAUGUCUGGGACGAUAUCUGUCCAUGAGGACACAGAGGAAAGGCAAAAAAAUGUUAGCUUUGCCAUGGACAAGAAUGGCAAGUAUCUUUUCAUCAAGGAAGGAGAGCAGUUUGAUAUUGAAUGCUCCCUGGAUGUAGGAAAAGAGGACCCUACUCAUCACUACAGUCUCAGAUGGGUAUUUAAUAGACCAGAGUCAACUAGCGGGAUACCAUUAUUGUCCUACUCUUAUGAUGGUCGUCUACAGUACCAUACAGAGAAUCAGGACAGGUUACGCUUCUCUAGACCUACUUCUGAUACUUUCCAUCUGGCAGUAUUGAACUCUGAUAUAGCUGAUAGUGGAAGAUACCAGUGCAGAGUUGAGCAGUACCAGCUUGAUUGUGAGGGUCAGUGGAAACCAAUGGCACGUGACCAGUCAGGCUCAACUAUAGUCACAGUUCACAGUAUCGAAAGUAAACUGCAUGUUCAGAAGGACAACCGAACACUCAACAUUACAAAUCAUCAGGCUGGGUUCACCGUGGACUGUGUCAUUGACUCACAAUCCAGUGAUAAGUCUGUCUUUGAGGUCACCUGGUUCAAGGUUCAGGAGGAAGAAGGACCAGUCACAAUGUUCACCGCCAGACGUGAUGGUAUCUUACACAGUGCAAUUACCUAUAAAUAUCUGGUGUUUGGCCGACCACUUGCCACACACUAUAAACUGACUGUGCCACAGAGCAACCCCACUGAUAUGGGGCAAUACUACUGUCAGGUUGAGGAGUGGCUUCUAACUGCUAACACCUGGAAGAAAUUGGAUUCAGAUAAAUCUGGAGUGCUCUCCAUCUAUGUUCACACUGAAGGUGAUUCUGACAAACAGACAGACCCGUUGGGAACGGCACUGGGAGUCACUAUUCCUCUGAUUUGCUUUCUUGUAUUGGUCAUAAUAUUGUUGUUGAGAAGGGAUCACAAGAGGAAUUCUGAAUUGAAGAAGAAGAAAGACUGUCUGUGGGCUGAAAAUAACCCCCUUAGUCCCAUGCCUGAGGUGACGCCUGCUGCAGGGGAUCAUUCCUAGUCUGUCUAGCACAGUAACUGUAUUAGUGCAGUAAUACACAAUUACAUAAACAAAAUGUUGUUACUGAGGGAUAUCUAUUUUAACAAAGUUAACUUACCCCAAUAAUUAAUGCAUUUGCAUUGCUAUAAAUAAAUAAAUUAUGAGGCAAGAUAUUUAAACCAGUGGUUUUUAACUGGUUUUGUUUCAGGGCCUUGAUUUUACAUUAUACGUCAAGUGAUGACCAAGCACAGAAUCCUACCAAACUAAACAAGAAUGUUUGUUUAUAUGACCAUGACAGUUUUAACAGGCUUGUCUUUAUAGUUUGAGAAUCUCUUGAGUUUAGAUUCAUACUCUUAGCUAUUAAUUCACUGCAAAUAUCACACUGUGACCAUGUUUAAUCUCCUUUGAAAACAUAUUUCAUGUAUCCUAGGUUGCAUUUUACCUCGCGUAGUUUUGCUCUCGGUUUUUGAGGAUGAAAAUGUCAUGCAACCUGUCCAUGAUAAUUUCUGCUGAGUGAAAGAAGAAAAAUGUGUCUUUGAAGUCAACAUAAAAAUAUAUUAAGCAUUUUCUCCUUGUUUUUUUAAGUAUUGCUACUAUUUAUUCUUGUUUUCACACCGCUGUAGGCUACUUGUCCUAUUAGAGCAGAACUACAACACAUUUUUCACUUGGUUUUUCCAGUUGUAAUUGCAAAUUAUUAAAGAGCUCACAUUGGAAUUGUGCUGUAUACACGGCUGUAAACAAAUGAAGUUACAGUUACAAUGAUGCUAUAUUUUCAAUUGUAUGCAGUUAA